Molecule: messenger RNA, 3210 nt
Organism: Lolium rigidum
Lineage: Eukaryota; Viridiplantae; Streptophyta; Magnoliopsida; Poales; Poaceae
Product: glutamate receptor 3.5-like
Exons: 6
Coding region: 79-2874 (931 amino acids)
Cellular component (GO): plasma membrane
Molecular function (GO): glutamate-gated receptor activity
Source: RefSeq, a predicted model, not a curated record
CAUGCCACUCGCCGAAGAACCCAGCCCUCUGUGCUCUAGCGCCGCGCGCUUCCGGCGACUCGGCAGUUUGGGGUGCAAAUGGGGGCGGCGGAGCUGCUGUCUUUGUGCUUGGUACUCGCUGCGGUGGCAUGGACGGAGGGGCAGCGGCCCCGCGCGGUGAAAGUGGGCGCGCUCUUCGACUACGAUUCCACCAUUGGCCGCGCGGCGCAGCUCGCCAUCGAGCUCGCCGUCGACGACGUCAACGCGGACCGCUCCGUGCUCGCGGGGACCAAGAUGGACCUCAUCAUGGCGGACACCAACUGCAGCGGCUUUGUUGGAACCGUGCAAGCACUGCAACUAAUGGAGAAAAAUGUGGUUGCAGUUGUUGGCCCGCAGUCCUCUGUGAUAGGCCAUGUCAUCUCACAUUUUGUUAAUGAGCUGCAUGUUCCGCUCCUAUCAUUCGCAGCCACUGAUCCAACUCUUUCUGCAUCAGAGUAUUCUUACUUUUUAAGGAGCACUGUCAGCGAUUACUUCCAAAUGCGUGCGAUUGCUAGCAUUGCUUCUUACUAUCAAUGGAAAGAGGUAACUGCUAUAUUUGUUGAUGAUGAUUAUGGGAGAGGUGGGGUGUCUGCCCUUGGUGAUGCCCUUGCAACAAAGCGUGCCAGAAUUUCAUAUAAAGCAGUCAUUCCUCCAGAUGCUAACAAAGAUGUGAUCAGUGAUAUACUGUUUAAAGUUAACAUGAUGGAAUCAAGGGUUCUGGUUGUGCAUGUCAAUCCUGAUACAGGGCUGCGAAUAUUUUCUAUAGCUAACGAGCUCCAGAUGAUGACCGGUGGCUAUGUCUGGAUUGUAACUGAUUGGCUAGCUGCUGUCCUGGACUCCUCAAAGUCUGGAUAUCCGAAGAACAUGAGUUAUAUGCAAGGAUUAAUUGCCCUUCGUCAGCACAUUCCUGAUUCUGCUGCCAAGAAGAAGUUCAUAUCAAAAUGGAAUACUGCGGCUCGCAAAAGGAAAAUUGCAUCUGGUUUGAAUUCGUAUGGUUUUUAUGCUUAUGACUCUGUUUGGAUUGUUGCCCAUGCGAUUGAUAAAUUUCUCAAUAGUGGGCAGCAGAUCAACUUCUCUGCAGAUACUAGAUUGCACGAUUCGGAUACAAGCAUUAUCACUCUGUCAACUCUCAAGAUAUUUGAUGGUGGUGAACACUUGCUACAGCAACUUCUGCUCACAAACUUUGCAGGCCUAACAGGUCUGCUUCAAUUUGAUUCAGACCGCAAUUUGGUACACCCAGCAUAUGAGAUCCUUAACAUUGGUGGUUCUGUUCCUGGUUUGAUUGGCUAUUGGUCUAAUUACUCUGGCCUUUCUGUUGCUGCUCCUGAAACUUUGUAUCAGAAGCCACCAAAUAUGUCGUCAAGUGCCCAACAGUUGAGCACUAUGGUGUGGUCAGGUGACUCUACCACUAAACCCAGGGGGUGGGUUUUCCCAAACAAUGGCCAGCCUCUGAGAAUUGGUGUUCCAAAUAAACCAAGUUUCAAGGAAUUUGUGGCAAGUGGCAAAGGUCCUGAUAACGUGACAGGUUAUUGCAUUGAUAUAUUCAAUGCAGCAGUUAAACUGCUUCCUUACCCUGUUCCUUCCAAAUUCAUAUCAAUCGGCGAUGGUAUACAUAAUCCUAAAUAUGAUGACAUCAUUAAUAUGGUUGCAAACAAUACCAUUGAUGUAGCUGUAGGCGACUUCGCUAUUAUCAAAAAUAGAACAAGGAUUGCCGAAUUCACACAGCCCUAUAUUGAGUCAGGGAUGGUGAUAGUAGCGCCAGUGAAACAGUCAACUUCAAGUGCAUGGGCUUUCUUUAAACCAUUCACAUUAGAGAUGUGGUGCGUAACUGGUGCUCUUUUUGUCUUUGUGGGAAUAGUUGUUUGGAUUCUGGAACAUCGGACUAAUGAGGAGUUCCGAGGCACUCCACAGCAACAAGUCCUAACAAUAUUUUGGUUUGCUUUCUCAACAAUGUUCUUUGCACACCGAGAAAACACCGUAAGUGGUCUUGGGCGUUUCGUUCUGAUCAUAUGGUUAUUUGUGGUGCUGAUCAUCAACUCAAGUUACACUGCUAGUUUGACGUCAAUCCUCACAGUCCAGCAGCUUGUAACCGGAGUUACUGGACUGGACAAUUUGAUUGCAAGCACUGUACCCAUUGGACACCCGGCUGGAAAAUUUAUCCGAAAUUAUCUGAUUGAAGAGCUGAAUAUUCAUGAAUCCCGCCUGGUGCCAUUGAACACGAUCCAGGACUAUGCGGAUGCCCUUAACCGUGGACCAAAAGCUGGUGGUGUUGCUGCAGUUAUUGAUGAAAUGCCGUGUGUUGAGCUCUUCCUGUCAUACCACUGUAACUUCAGAAUAGUAGGUCAGGAGUUCACGAAGGAGGGAUGGGGAUUUGCAUUUCAGAGAGAUUCUCCGCUUGCUGCAGACAUGUCAACGGCCAUCCUUCAACUUUCAGAGAGUGGCCAGCUCCAGAGAAUUCACGACGAGUGGUUGACGCGGCCAAGUUGCAGCUCUGAUGAUAGUGGGUUGGGACCAAGCAGGCUAGAUCUUGGAAGCUUCUGGGGUCUUUUCCUGCUGUGUGCUAUGAUCUGCCUCUUCUCUCUUGGGGCGUUCUUUGUAAAAAUAAGCUGCCAGUACAGCAGGUACUCCAGUUCUGUGGCUGCUGGCGAAUCCAGCGAAGCUUCUCCUACCUCCCCUGCUGUUUCUGAAGUACACCCGACGAAAGCAAAGCCAAGACGUCUUGAUAGCUUCAAAGAUCUGAUGCAUUUUGUUGACAAGAAGGAGGAAGAUGUUAAAAAGGAAAUGAAACAGAGAUCAAGCGAUAAAGAUAAUCAUGGCGUGGGAUCCUCAGAUACACACUUUGUCUCUUCAGCAUAGAAGUUUCCUUCAGACAGAUCUCCAGGUUCUGACACUGCCAACACACAAAAGUAGAUAAAACAGAGGUGUAUUGGUAGUACACGACACAGCUGCCAUUCUCGUUGUGCCUAAUAGGCCGAGCAGUGGGAGUAUUUGUGUCUGAACCACCUCCUAAUCAGAAAUGACUAGGAUUCUGUCUGAAAUCACCCUUGUUGGGCUGUAUGUUACGUUUAUGCACAUGCACGUGAGUAGCGACACAAGAGCCCAUGUAUGUUUAUGUAUACUACUAGUAUGGUUUAUGUACUACUGUAUAGUUCUGGAAUAAAUUUGAAUACCACCCACAGUUUUGAAUAUCAA